Molecule: messenger RNA, 705 nt
Organism: Recurvomyces mirabilis
Lineage: Eukaryota; Fungi; Ascomycota; Dothideomycetes; Mycosphaerellales; Teratosphaeriaceae
Exons: 1
Coding region: 1-705 (234 amino acids)
Source: RefSeq, a predicted model, not a curated record
AUGGCUUCUCGACAUGGAUUUUCUCUCCAGUGUUCUCUUCCUACUGGCAAGGUUCUUUCGGCCGGCGAAGUCGAUGCUUGGGAGCUGAAAGCAGCGCGAAGAGGUCUCAAAAAUCUAAAGACAUUGCUCGAAGGGCAAGCGAUGCUUGAUCUGCUUACAAAGCAAAUCGAGGAAAGUGACGCUUACUUCAAAGCCAUUAUUGCCAAGUCGAAAGGCCAGUUCAACGAGUCUCGGAUCGACUUUAAGGCGAAAGGAAUCACAUCAUCUCAGUUCCUGGAGUGGUUCAAGGUCAUUGGUGGCAGGCAAACGACGGAAGGCAGGAGGCAAUUCUUCCUCGACACCAUGGCACCAGCGCAUCCGGAGCAUUACGCACUUGGUCCAUAUCCGAUGGGCAUUAUUGAGACGAUUGGACUGCACGUUUGCCGACUACGAGUCGACAACGCUGUCGAAGUCCCAGACUUCGUUAAAGCGUAUGGCGACGCCUCGUACGGCAAGAAGUUGCCUGUGACUGGUUUUCUCGAUGACGGCACGCUUUUUUUUUACGGUUUCCAGGAGCUUCGCGACACUGACGACGGGUGCGAUUUCCGAUUUCGGAUUAUCUUUCCCGCCGCGGCGCCUCAAGAUCUCUUCGACGAACACACUGAGCAUCUUGCUAUUGAGUUCAGGAGCUGGAUCGCAACUGCUUUCGAGAGCUACCAGAAGUAA